AUGAGGCUGCCUUGGAAACUCGAAAAGACAAAGGUCACUGGGGUCAAGGAAAUCGUGGCAAAGUUCACUGAAAGCCGGUCAAAGGGUGAUGAGUCCAGCGAGUCGUGGCCUGCUUGGCGACGGUGGGCCAGAACGAUAGUCAUAGCGCCAAGCUUCGAAUGGUUUUGUGCAAGUUUGAUUCUCUUGUGUGCUCUGUUGAUUGGCACUGAAGCCAACUGGAACAUCCAAAACAUUGGCAGUGCUCCUCCGGCAAUCUUUCGGAUUUUGAACACCGCAUUCAACUUCCUUUUUGCUUUGGAGUUGGUUCUGCGGAUUUUGGUGGAAGGCCUUGGCUUCUUCUCUUUCUACAAUCAGUCUAUCCAUUGGAAUGUGAUGGAUGCUGCACUAGUCGCCGUUGCAAUAGUGGAAGAAGUCAUUUUGGUGAUGGUCGCAGCAUCAGCCGAAUCCUCCGUCGACUUGUCAGGCUUGAAGGUGUUGCGCAUGUUGCGCUUGGCGCGUAUUCUUCGUGUUGUCAAGGUGGUGAGGUUCUUUUCGGAAUUGCGCAUUAUGGUGAAUGGAGUAAUUGGCUCCGCUAGAUCUCUUUGCUGGGCACUUCUGCUGAUCAUGUUGGUGAACUUUUUGUUCGGAGUGUUCUUUAUGCAACUGUCCAUCGACUACUUGGAGGAGACUAGUCAAGACCAGGCCUUGAUGAAGUACUUUGGUUCUUUGCCACGGACUAUGAUGACGUUGUAUCAAGCCAUCUCUGGAGGGAUUGACUGGGACAAUGCGGUUGUAACCUUGCUGCCGGUGACCUGGAUCAUCGAGUAUAUCUUUGCGGCAUAUAUAUUCUUCACCAUUUUCUGCUGCCUCAACAUCAUCACGGGAAUUUUUGUGGACAAUGCAAAAGCUUUGAAGGUGGCAGAUUUGGAGAACAUGCCGCUGGGUUCAGGAAUCAAUACAGACACAACCAAUACUGAUGAGCUUUGGCAGCUGUUUGAUUUCGGCGAGAGCGGCUACAUUGACCAAGAUGAGUUUGCCAUCGGCAUCAAGCAAUUCCAUGGCCAAGCACGCAGCAUUGACCUCUACAAGCUUCGGAAGGAAAUGAGGGAUGUUUCGAAAAGUGUGAAAAGGAUUGCAUCGGUCUUGUCAUUUGAUGGGUGA
This is a messenger RNA of Durusdinium trenchii, 1140 nucleotides long. NCBI's taxonomy places the organism in Eukaryota, Dinophyceae, Suessiales, Symbiodiniaceae. The record is from the annotation of a GenBank genome assembly.